Messenger RNA from Alternaria ethzedia, 1332 nucleotides. RefSeq lists its product as uncharacterized. Lineage: Eukaryota; Fungi; Ascomycota; Dothideomycetes; Pleosporales; Pleosporaceae. Gene Ontology annotation, cellular component: COG complex. Bases 1 to 1332 code for a protein of 443 amino acids. Gene Ontology annotation, biological process: intra-Golgi vesicle-mediated transport. The record is from RefSeq and is a predicted model, not a curated record. The transcript has a single exon.
AUGUCCAAGGAAGAUGAGCUUUCAUACAUCGACUAUGAGGCCUUCCUCGAUCCAGACUUCUCGGCGACGUCAUUCGCCAACACGCUCGUCCUCUCGACCAACAACCCCUCCGACACCCCGCUAGAUCUGUCAACACCGCUGUCGCGCGUCCUCUUCGAUGUCCAGGAAGUCGACACACACAUCGAUACCCUGACUACCAAGUCGGCACUUCCGCUGCUGGAACACACGCGGGACCAUGCCGAAUCGAGCGGUCGCAUACUGCACGAAGUGGAAGGACAGGUUGCCAGCUUGACCGAGUCGUACAAGACGCUAGAGAAGGAGGUCAUUGAGCGCUACGAGGUCGCUGAGCAGGUGCGAUUGACAGCAGAGAGGCUCUGCGAGACUGUCAAGCUUGGUCGAGCCGUCGCGCGAUGUCUCAUGCUAGGCAGACAGCUCGAGGUGCGUAUGUCGGAGCUGGGCGGUGUUGGUAGCGCAAAGAGGGAAGACCACAGAGCCAUGGUGCGCUCGGCAGACACGAUCCUGUCAUUGCGCCAGCUCCUUGCAGCUUCCAAGCCAGGCGAGGAGGGUGAGGGUCUGGACCGGGUCAACGUAGUGAACACGCUCAAAAACGAGCUCGUCAACCCAGGCGAGCGCAGCAUAUCGUCGCGCGCUCAGCAGGUAGUCAAGGAGUUCUCCAUGUCCUCGCUACUAUCCUCAUCAGGUCAAACAUCGGCAUCCACCUUUUCGCAAACCGAAGACACCAAGUCGAGAACCACGUCCGCGCUGCUCACCCUGUACCUCCUCUCGCCGGUAUCGACCAAAACCACGACCGACACCUUCGAACCGACCCUUAUGCUCAAUGCGCUACAAGACUACCUCCAGACCCAGCUAAAGUCAUCUCUCGCAUCGCUCGCGCGCGCCUUGGGCCAGCUUCCUACGCUAGAUCGCACCCUCCUCGAGAUAUCCGCGCGGUGCCAGAACAUCGUCGCACUACAAUCCCUCCUUGAAAGCAUCAAGCCACCCGCGCACCCUCUACUCGACACCGCGCGUACUCCGAGCUUUUCCAACUUCCUACAACCCCUCCUUCAAGCCCUCGAUACAUCUUCGCUACCCAGCUACUUCUGGAGGACGCUCGCCUCCAACAUGGCGCCGAGAGUGCAGGAGCUCAUGAACAAGGGCGGUGUGUCUGCAAGGACGCUGAGGAGUAACAAGACUGCUGUUGGGGACUCGGUGAAGGAAUGCGUCAGUCGUGGUAGUCAGUUACCCGGGGCGUUAUCGAAUAAGGGUGUCGCUGUGACUUGGGAGAGGGAGGCUGCUGUCAUGGUUAGGAGUGUGACGGGGCCGAUUAAAUGA